Molecule: messenger RNA, 1380 nt
Organism: Penicillium lagena
Lineage: Eukaryota; Fungi; Ascomycota; Eurotiomycetes; Eurotiales; Aspergillaceae
Exons: 3
Coding region: 1-1380 (459 amino acids)
Biological process (GO): carbohydrate catabolic process; amino acid catabolic process
Molecular function (GO): hydro-lyase activity; magnesium ion binding
Source: RefSeq, a predicted model, not a curated record
AUGGGAUCCCAUCUUCCAGUCACGGAACAUGAUGUCACGGUCACCUCUUUUGAGAUCGUCGACCUGCGAUUUCCUACAAGCUUGGACGGCGUCGGCUCGGAUGCCAUGCAUGUUGGCACCAACGGCUCGCAUCCUUACAUUCGGCUGAAGACAAAUCAGAAAGAUCUGGUGGGCGAGGGUAUUGCAUUCAGUAAUGGCCGAGGCAGCGAGCUGAUUUGUAUGGCGCUGGAAAUCUUCGCAAAACGAGUCGUUGGAAAGACGAUGCAUGUGCUUACUCGCGAUAUGGGGAAGACAUGGAGAUACAUGGUCUCCGACUCGCAGUACCGCUGGAUUGGUCCGGAGAAGAGCGUCACCCAUUUAGCAGUAGCUGGGGUAUUGAAUGCGGUCUGGGACCUUUGGGGCAAAAUCCUCGGCAAGCCUGUUUGGAAAAUUGUGUGUGACAUGAGUCCCGAGGAGGUCGUUAGAUGUAUUGACUUUCGGUACAUCACCGAUGUUAUCACGCCAGAGGAAAGUAUUGCGAUGCUCAACAAAACGCAGAAGGGCAAAGUGGCUCGCCUUCAGGAAGCCCUUGAAAACCGAGCGGUCCCUGCCUAUACUACCUCUCCUGGCUGGCUGGCUUUCUCUGGAGACCGGAUGAAAGAGGUCCUCCGAGACACCGUCGCUGCCGGAUACGACACAUUCAAGUUCAAAGUUGGAACAAACAUCGAAGUCGACCGGGAAAGGCUGUCUGCGGUCCGAGAGAUCCUCGGGUAUGAUCAGGGAUAUAAGAUCAUGCUCGAUGCAAACCAGGUCUGGAGUGUGCCUGAGGCAAUCGAAUACAUGAAGCACCUGGUUGAAUUCGAGCCAGUUUUCAUCGAGGAACCCACCAAUCCUGACGAUGUUUUGGGGCAUGCAGCGAUCCGCAAAGCACUGAAGCCGUAUGGCGUCGGCGUUGCGACUGGCGAGGCGGCGCAGAACCGGGUCACCUUCAAACAACUGCUGCAAGCGGAAGCGACUGACGUUUGUCAAAUUGAUGCAGUCCGACUUGGCAGUGUCAACGAGUGUCUUGCUGUUAUGCUCAUGGCGCUUAAAUUCGAUGUUCCCUGUGUGCCCCAUAAUGGUGCCAUGGGUCUAACGGAACUGACCUCACACCUGAGCACGAUCGACUACGUCGCCAUUAGUGGGCGGAGGUCGAUGCUCGAAAAUGCCGACAGUCAUCGGGAAAAUCUCCGUCAUCCUUCGAAGGUUGAGAACGCACACUAUGUCACCCCACUUGCCCCAGGCUACUCAACAGGCUAUACCGACUUGGCGUUGGAGAAGUAUACUUAUCCGACGGGAAGCUUCUGGGAGAGCGAUGUCGGGCUGGAGAUAAUUGCUCAGCCCACUGGUGGAGAGUUAUAG